Messenger RNA from Perca flavescens (yellow perch), 1733 nucleotides. RefSeq names its product leucine-rich repeat-containing protein 27. Gene Ontology annotation, cellular component: cytoplasm. The record is from RefSeq and is a predicted model, not a curated record. The transcript is spliced from 11 exons. Bases 272 to 1603 code for a protein of 443 amino acids. Lineage: Eukaryota; Metazoa; Chordata; Actinopteri; Perciformes; Percidae. Gene Ontology annotation, molecular function: protein binding.
CCCGCUCACACUUACGAAGUAUUAACUCGUUUUUACAUAUUAAAAUAACCUCUGGUUGAUACGCUGCGGAGGCAGCUUUUCGCCUUGUUUGCACGUGGACGGGUUGCCGUAGUUUGUGUUGACCUCGUUGCCACGGUUACGACGUCGAAUCCGUGAAGCGACACAGGGAGUAAAAUGCCAAAGCAAAAAGACACUUGAACCCGGGACCCCCCAACUGAACAAUGGUCUAUAUGUACACUAGCUAGCUAAACAUCUCAGCACCACCUCUACAAUGUCUUCCCCAGAGAAGGAGGAACAUGUUCCUGACCUGCAGCUAAGUUUUGUCUUUGGGAACAGUGUUGUCAAACGACAGACUCCAGGCAUUCUGCCCAAGGAUGCAGAGACACAGGAGCAACCUGAAUAUGACUUAACCGAGACAUUAUGUCUGAGCAGAACUCAGCUGAAACACGUUGCAGACAGUAUUUUGAAAAAUAGCACACUAAAGUAUUUAUAUCUCGAAGGCAACCACAUAUCCAGUAUCCCAGAUUCAAUGUUCAUCAGCUUGCCCAACCUCCUGUGGCUGGACCUCAGAAAUAACCAAAUUGCAUCGCUCCCUGCUGAAGUUGGCUUGCACAGAUCUCUGAAAACAAUACUUCUGGAAGGAAACCCCAUUUCAGAACUUCCACCAGAGUUGGGAAAUGUGAUUACCCUCAAAGGCCUGAACCUAAGGAAUUGCCCCAUCAGUUUCCCUCCACAAGACAUUGUGAACCAGGGGCUCCAGAGGAUCCUCCAGUACCUCAGGAGUGCGAUGGCUAGUCGGCCCGUUAGCAUGACAAGGAGCCCCUCAGAGUUGCCAGUGGUGGAGAAGCUCCAGCUGUCAGAGCUGAUGGGGUCCAGUACGGAGGAGCAGGAUGAUUCAGGGGACGAGCUGCAGAAAUUCAUGGAGAUCAAACACAAGAUGUUCCUACUGGACAAAGCUGAGCUGGGCUCAACAGCACAGGGUGAUAGAACCCCAAAGUCACACAGUCUUUCUGUUAUCCAAAAAAAAAAGGCAACUACCAAGGCUGGCAUAAUUCCCGAGCCCCCCCUGUUUGACACUCGGCAUUGGAAGAGGCCAGAAGACAGGAAACAGGCUGCAAUGAAAGAGCUGAAGGAGAAACAGGCUAUUCUCGAGCAGAGAAAAAAAAGCCAAGACACUCUUCGGAAGUGGCGUACACAAGCCAUGACCACACGGGGGAAGAACAUGUCUCAACACCAGCAGAGGAAGCAUGCACAACAAAGAAACCAAGAGGAAGCGGACACAAAUUCAAAAGCUGGUGUGGAGGACAGCGGUGAUACUCACCAGGGUCAAACGUCCUGCGUGUCUAUCACAGAUUGUGAGGAGACCAGGUCAGCCCGUGAGCUGGAGCGCCAGAUACGUUCACGUGUCGAGAAGAUGCAAGAGAGACGCAGGAAUCCCAGGGGCACGAGCACAGAGCAGAUGGCAGCGUCAGAGCAAGAUGUGGAGGAGAUGAGGAAGCUACAGGCUCGGCUUCUAGAGAGGAAGAUUAAUCGAGGAAGAGAUCGUGAAAAUAGUUUCAAUAUCUUCACAGCAGACACCUGGCCGAGUUUCAUUGACAAGUAACAGGAAUUACAAUGUCUGUUUGAGUUCUGUGGUAUUACAUUCAUACUCAAAAUUCUUGUAAAGGCCUUUAUGAAUGACCAUUGUAAUGCUCAUAUCAUAAAAUAAAAACCACAGUGCUGUUACUGGGCAA